Molecule: messenger RNA, 2657 nt
Organism: Conger conger (European conger)
Lineage: Eukaryota; Metazoa; Chordata; Actinopteri; Anguilliformes; Congridae
Gene: stk33
Product: serine/threonine kinase 33
Exons: 14
Coding region: 1-1536 (511 amino acids)
Biological process (GO): protein phosphorylation
Molecular function (GO): ATP binding; protein kinase activity
Source: RefSeq, a predicted model, not a curated record
AUGGAACCAACUCAACACACAUCAUUUACGUUGACAGAUGCUUGUGAAGCUGGUGAGAAAAUGGCUUCCCAGUGGAUCCGUGUGAGCAGUGCGGAGAGGAAGGUGCCCCACACGCGCAUGGAGGAUGAGGCUGCCAUCCAGCAAGUAUACACAUUUGGGAAGAAACUGGGUCAAGGCAGCUUUGGGGUGGUCUAUGAGGCCACCCACAUCGAGACGCAGAAGAAGUGGGCCAUUAAAAAGGUUAACAGAGAGAAGGCUGGGAGUCACGGUGUAAAACUGUUGGAACGGGAAGUAAGCAUACUAAAACGAGUCAAUCACGGCCACAUUAUACACUUGGAAGAGGUGUUCGAAACGCCGAAGAAGAUGUACAUGGUGACGGAACUGUGUGAGGGAGGGGAGCUGAAGGAGAUUCUGAAGAAGAAGAGGAAUUUCACUGAGGAAGAGGUCCGGCACAUCAUCCACGGCUUGGCAGAAGCUACAGUGUACCUACACAGGAAGGAUAUUGUACACCGGGAUCUUAAGCUGGAGAACAUUCUAGUGAAGGGUUCCCAGGAUGGUGAAGAGAAUGGGCUACUCCACAUCAAGAUCACAGACUUUGGGCUGUCUGUCCAGAAGGGCGGUGUGGGCAAUAAGUCCAUGAUGCAGGCGACCUGCGGAACGCCCAUCUACAUGGCUCCGGAGGUGAUUGACGGUCAUGAGUACAGCCAGCAGUGCGACGUGUGGAGCAUCGGGGUCAUCAUGUACACGCUACUUGGCGGGGAACCCCCCUUCCUGUCCAAGGCAGACGACCGGCUUUUUGACAUCAUCAGGAAAGGAGAGCUCAACUUCAGCAGCCCUGUGUGGGACUCCAUCAGUGACGGAGCUAAGAAUGUGUUGCGCUGCCUGCUGAAGGUAGAUCCCGCCCACCGUAUCACAGCCAGUGAGCUUCUGGAUAACCCCUGGAUCACAGGCGAUACCUCCACCACCGGCACGCCCAUCAACGUGCUGGAGAUGAUGAAGCGGUUUCGGGAUGACCCGGAGGACGGGGAGAACGCCGGGGCCCCGGGCGGGCUGAACGGCCUCUCCCUGCACCCGGCCCAGGACCCCGCGCCCCGGCCCGAACCCGCCCCGGGAGAGAUGCCCGGCUCGCCCUGCUGCGCCAGCGCCAAGCUCCUGGAGCUGGAACACGCCAGCGAGACUGACAGCUGCAGCAGCUCCCCCUCCACCCCAACCAAACAGAGACCAAAGAAGAAGGCCACCAUUUUGACCUGCAGUGAUACCACGAGGAAGAAUGGCUCGAGUGGGAAAGGUGGCAGUAGUUCUUCUUGCGCAGGUGGAGCAGGUGGUGGUGUGAAGGCGCAGGGCCAGGGCAGCAGCAAGCGGGGCAGCCCCCAGGAGAGGUGCGAGGCCGGCCCCUCCCAGCCGGGGCCCCCCGGCCGUCCGCCGGUCUGCUCGGGGAAGGUGGACAGCCACAGGUUGCCUGUCCCCUCCAACUGCACGCACGGACAGCAGAGCCCCAAACCCAUCUCCAGAAUCAAGGCCAAAAAGAGCGUAUAAGAGCCUCUGCACCCUCAGCCCUGGUGUACCCGCCAUGUUUCUCUUUUUGUUCCACCCGAGUUUGAUGGCAAGGCUGCGCUGGGUUAUUACGAGCCCGAGUAUUCAUAGUCUGAAUGGCCCGAGUAUUCAUAGUCUGAAUGGCCAAAACAUUAAGUAUCUCCAGCAUGUCUCGUGCAUUUGUUGAACCUAAUGAUUAAUAGGAGUUUGUAGCUAUAGGACUGUGUGGAGCGAAAAGCAGGAACGUUUCUGGCACAAUGGGACCAGGGUUGAGUACCCCCGAGUACCUCUGCCCUACACAAUGUGCCAAAGGAAGAAUGCCCUAUGGAAGGCAUGGCUGGGCUGGAAGUCCCCACCCCCACUUUCACCGGAACCAUCGAGUCCUGGACCAGCCAAUGGGAGGCGGUAGAUGCCUCUCAGUCGCAGACUCCCAUUGGCUCACUUGUUAUCGCUCUUUGUGGACGAGGCAGAUUUGUAUUAGAGAUGCCACACGUUUGAACGCAGACAAAUGUAGAGCACUCUACAGGCUGCUGAAGCUUUAACUUUCCUCAAGGCCUGUGAGCGCUCUGGCCACCUAUUAUGACAUCAUAUAUGUGCGCCUCGGUGUGGCCAUUUCAGUGGGCGCCACUGCAUUAACUUAGGAAUCUUAAUGUUUCAUGGCAUUUUCGUGUUCUCUAACUGAUGUUGACUCCACAGACAUCAUAGGUAUGUUAAUUAAGUGUGCGUGAAAGAGAAAGGGAGCAUUUAUCUUUCAUAAUACUUGUAUCAGUCUUAAUAAAUAUUUUGUAAAUGACCUACAGGGUUUAUCAAAAAUUACAGAUUUGUUUUUAAAUGAAUGUAUUACCAUCACUGACAGUUAAUCUUAAUUUACUUAAACGGUAGUUUUUCUAUCCAGUAUGUGUUGCAUUGUCGCACUUCCUCGCCAGUGAACGAAUGUUUGCUCUGCAUCCAAACUGCAUCAUGGGAGAUGUGCAUAAAAGCGAAGAGGUUUGUGCUACUCAAGUGUUGUUACUGUUUGAUGGCCUGGAACAUGAUUCAGUUGCCAAAUCUAAUGAGCAAACCUUGCUAUACACUAGCAAUAAAUCACCCUUUUCCUUUAAUAAAUAAUCAAGAAUUCCCUCAAA